AUGUCCCCCAAACUCCUCACCAUCAUCCCCGCCACCAGCCAACAAGGCCACUCGAUCCUCACCACAAUCCACACCCACCCCACCCUCUCAAAAGAAUACACCCUCCGAGGCAUAACCCGCACCGUGACCUCUCCCACCGCCCUCUCCCUCAAAAACCAAGGCAUCGAAGUCGUCUCCGCGGACCUCAACAUCCCCGAGACCCUUUCCCCCGCAAUUGCCUCCUCCCACACUGUCAUCCUCAUAACCAAUACAACCUACGCCUCUCCAGACUUUAAAUCCCUGGAACUCGCCCACACGAAAUCCGUCGCCAAGGCUUGUCUUGAAGCCGGCGUCCAGCAUAUCAUUUUCAGCAGCGCGGUUCCAGGAAAGGCUAAUUGGGAGGGACGGCCCGUGGAUGUGUUUGACUCGAAGGCCACGGCGGAGGAGUAUCUUCGGGGAUUGCCGAUGAAGGUUUCGGUGUUUUGGCCGGGGAUGUUUAUGCAGAAUUUUGAGGGGUUUAUGAAGCCGACGCUUUCUCAAGCUGGGGAGUGGGUGGUCAAUUGUGUUGUGGAUGGGGAGAAGAAGUUACCCAUGGUGGAUGCGGCGGGGGAUAUGGGAGCGUUUGUGGUGCCGUUGUUGAUGGGCGAGGAGAGGACGUAUGCGGCGAGUGGGGUGUGGUCGUUUAAUGAGAUGGUGGAGGUUAUUAGGCGGGUGUCGGGGAGGAAGGUGAGGUAUGAGAGGAUGGAUGAGGAGGUGUAUGCGGGAUUUAUGCCGGGACAGAUGGGGCCCAAGGUGGUGGAGAUGUUGAGGUUUUAUGAUGAAGUUGGGUAUUAUGGCGGGGAUGAGGAGGGGAAGGUUCGGGAGACGUUGGAGGUGGUGGAGAGGAAAGUGAGUAGUUUUGAAGAGUUUGCGGAGAGGCGGUUGAGGGAGUGGCAGUAGGGGGCAAGCAUUCGUGUCGUGCCUUGUCUGAAUGGUGCUGCUUGGAAUAAUGGGACAGAUGAGAUGAUCUUGUUACACCAUCAGGGUGGGAUGGUUGUUUCUUUGAAAUUGUUUCGUUCUUAGUUACUGUAUUUGUUUUGACUGCUUU
Molecule: messenger RNA, 1066 nt
Organism: Aspergillus sclerotioniger CBS 115572
Lineage: Eukaryota; Fungi; Ascomycota; Eurotiomycetes; Eurotiales; Aspergillaceae
Product: hscarg dehydrogenase
Exons: 1
Coding region: 1-918 (305 amino acids)
Source: RefSeq, a predicted model, not a curated record